Molecule: messenger RNA, 2520 nt
Organism: Symbiodinium sp. CCMP2456
Lineage: Eukaryota; Dinophyceae; Suessiales; Symbiodiniaceae
Source: the annotation of a GenBank genome assembly
AUGGCAUACCGGUCACUGCUCGGACUGCAGAUGCUGACUUUGGUCUCCGGUGCGGAGCGGUGCGGAGGAUCCCUGUACAUCUUCUGGGACCGACGCUGUGGCCAAGAAGACGGCACCCCUCCCAUGUGGAUCCUUUCCCCAGAGAGGCCCGAUCCUACAAAGCUCCGAAACCUCCAGGACGAGGAAGGAUGCCAUGCUUGGGCCACCUGGGCGACGGAGCAAGAAGCCAUUGCUGGUGUCCACAGCUGGACGAGCUUCGAUCCUUGCUGCACCUCUCGGGCAGGCACGGAGUUCCAGGCAAGGGUAGUAAGCUUCGAGAACGACAGCAUUCAGGUGUCCGGACUAUGCGAUACUGACGGUGGCAUGAGGCUUGCGAAUCGAGUGUUCCGAACUGAGGGCGUUACGGUCACUGGUCGAUACUGGUACUCAAGCGAGUGUUCCGAAGAGCAUUGCUACCACGAAGUGCAGAUCCCACAAGACUUUGACAGUCAUGCUCAGGAGGACGAACACAACUUCGAGGAGGAGAUCCCACAAGACUUUGACAGUCAUGCUCAGGAGGACGAACACAACUUCGAGGAGGGGGGAGAGCCGCGAGGGUAUCAAGAUGAGGAAGACGACGACGCAGAUGAUCUGCUCGUCACCGCACAUUUAAUUUCCGGCUUCGCCCUCCUGGCUGUCGGCCUGCUAGAAACCCUGCUAGCCUGUGGGCGCCUUCAGAAGCGAAAGCGCAGAUUACCACUGCAGCCUGGGGACGCAGAAGUGCUUUCGCCUCGGCGACGAGGAAGUGGUAGCGAUUGGCACCGAUCCGUGCCGCAAAGCGCCUGGUGUGUGACGCUUGAAGACCUUUGCCAGUUUCGCCGGCUCGUGAUGCAUGCAGUUGAGACGGGAAAGAUUCAGCCGCAUGAUCGUGAUAUGUUUGACACCUCCGACUUGUCCAUAGGACCCUCCGUGUACACAGUCAACGAUCAGUUCAUCAAGCCCGUGACAGCUCGUGCUGGCAACAUGAGCUGGGCUCUUCUGAAAAACCCCGCUGGUGUGAGCUGCGACGUCUUUGUGACACACUGCUGGGCAGAGGGAAUUUAUGAAUUCAUCGACAGGGUGGAGCACUCAUGGCCUCGAGGCGCACGCGCCGCAUAUGUCUGCUUCUUGUCCAACCCGCAAAACUUGGACAUCGCCGGCCUGAUCGCAAGUCCUCGUGAAUCUCCUUUUGCACUAGCCUUGCAGGCCGCUCCUAUCAUGUUGGUUCUGCCGAACCACAGCCUCAGCAUUUACACACGGCUCUGGUGCUGUUACGAGGCUUUCCUGGCGUAUUCCUGGCGAAAGACCAUUCGGGUUGCAAAGCGGCAUCAUGACGGACUUUGGUGGUGCAUGCUCCGGCUCGGAGGCUUGUACGUGGCGGCUGCUGGGGCGAUGUGUUUGUUGCCGAUGAGGGUCGACAUGGCCGUCAUCGCACAGCUCAACACGACCCUUUCGGUUGCUGCAGGCAUCUUCUAUGUUCUGGCGGCGGCGUUUGUGCAGAAAGGGAUCUUUGGGGCACUUGCCCUGGCGCUGAACGCAAUCACCGGCAUCUGUCUAAGCACGGGCCUGCUGGGCGGAUACAUUGCUGCCGUGGGUCUGCAGCGUGAGAUGUUCUAUUCUGGGCAAGAUCUGGGGCGCCUUUUGACCUGGCUCUGUGGGCUUGUCAUCACCUACUGCCUGGAGUUCGACCGGAUCAUGGCCUCAGAUGCCUCGCUUCGAAGCAAGCUCCUGCGAAAAGACUUCUCUGGCAGACUACUGGACGCGAGGUGCUCAUCGGACUCCGACAGAGAGAGUAUCCUCGAGGAGCUGUCGCAAAGCGGUAAGGCGAAGGAGGUCGAAGAGGCUGUAAAGUUCCUCCUGCAAAUGAACCUCAUGACGCCGGAGCUGCAACGCACCACAGCUUUAACAGGCGAGCUGGGAGAUGUCUCCCUUUUCAAAAGCUCUUGGGUUGCUGUGGGUGUCAUGCUCUGGGUGGCACUCCCCAUCCAGACUUUGACAACUCCUGGCAUGACCCCGCUGCAGCAAGUUCCUGCUGCCGCGAUGCUGGUUCAGGGAUGCCUUUGGCUAGCUUUCUUCCCACGGCUGAGCGCUGAACGGAAGACUUUCGCCUCCGUCACCCUGAACUUUUGGGAACUGCUCGGCGCCUGUAUCCUUGUAGUCUUCUUGAUCGAAGGCUCUGCUCAUGUCGACUGGUACCUCAUUCCAGGCGCCCUGAUCGUGAGCCCUUUGUGCCUGUCCCUGUCGAUUGCCGGGCCGUCCCGCAUUGCUCGAAUUCCCACCUUGGGAGUUCCAGUGGUGCGGUUUUUCCUCGGUCAAAAGCAUCGUCAUCUUUGCCCUGGACGGCGAAGCCGUCGUCAGGCGAAAAACUCUCCGGAAGAUGUCCAGGACGCGACCGUGACCGUGGACAUCUGUUCGGAGGUUCCCACACCCCGAAACACACCCCGAAAGCCCAACUCUACAGCGACUUUAGGGACUUUAGGGUCCAAGUGUUCGGCAACUUGA